This is a messenger RNA of Aspergillus oryzae RIB40, 1263 nucleotides long. Its product is annotated as pepsin-like aspartic protease. The transcript is spliced from 3 exons. Gene Ontology annotation, biological process: proteolysis. Gene Ontology annotation, molecular function: aspartic-type endopeptidase activity. NCBI's taxonomy places the organism in Eukaryota, Fungi, Ascomycota, Eurotiomycetes, Eurotiales, Aspergillaceae. The coding region runs from base 1 to 1263 and encodes 420 amino acids. The record is from RefSeq and is a predicted model, not a curated record.
AUGGCAUCUAAGAUCUUCCUUAUUGAGAAUCCAAACUACUGCAAAUCAGGGAUCAAGUCCUAUGUGCAUCUAAUACGCAAAUACCGCUUGCACCCCACCAAAAAUGGUCCCUAUUCCAUCGGUCGAGCUAUCCAUCAGACUGGCCGGCCCUUCACUGACAAGCCUAUCGGCGGUCGAGUUCGUUUUCACGACGUGAUGCGAAAACAAACCUCGGACGAUCAACUCCAGCAAGUUGAGAAGGAUGAUAUCCAAAACGAUGCAGCGUUCUUUAUGCCCGUGAGCAUCGGAACCCCGGCUCAAACUUUCAACCUAGUUUUGGAUACAGCGUCUGUUGAUUUUUGGGUGCGAUCUAGUGAGCUCCCUGCAGAUACACUACCCAAGGGUGAAGAGGAGAGCCAUACCUUUGAUCCUGAAAAAUCGAGCACAUUCAAAAACAUCGAAGAUUCGCCAUGGAAGGUUACCUACGUGGACGGUUCUUCAGUGUCUGGUUCCAUCGGUACAGAAGACAUCACCAUUGGAGGAGUGGCCUUCAAGACACAACCCGUACAGCUUGCCAAAACCAUGUCACCAAUGUUUACACAAUUCUCAGCAGAUGGCGUUCUGGGGCUGGCGUUUGGGCAUAUUAAUCAUCCCCAACAGGACAUCAAGGCCCUGGCCGAGCGCUUGAAUACUAGAGACGACCGAGAACAAUCUGCAAAACUGUUUACUGCAAAACUUGGAUCUUGGGGCGACUCUGACCUAAAGAAGUCAUUUUGCACAUUUGGCUCCAUUGAUGAGGAUGCUGUGCGUUAUUGUGGCCAUGAUGUUCAUCAUACGCCUAUCGACAAUAGUCGAGGCUAUUGGAUGUUUGAGUCCCCCUCUGCAACGGUUGGAGGAAAACCCAUGAGUAGAUCUGAGAACAAGGCUGUUGUGGAUACCGACGCAGCAUUGACUCUACUUGAUGACCAAACGUGUCAAGCCAUUUAUGAUUCUAUCCCAGGCGCAUUCUAUGACAGUGAAACCCAAGGCUUUCUCAUCCCAUCCGACAUCAAUGUAGACCAGCUUCCAGUCGUCCAGUUAGCAGUUGGGGAGAAAUCGUUCGCUAUGUCAAAGGAGAGUUUGAUGUUUGCUGAAGCCAAACCUGGCUACAUAUAUGGCGGUGUCCAGAGUCGUGGAUCGCUCGAAUUUGACGUCCUUGGUGGAACAUUCUUGGAUGGAUUAUAUGCGAUAUUUGAUUUCGGUUCUCUUCGAUUUGGUGCUGUGCAGGCCAAAACAAAAGUGUAG